Messenger RNA from Trichomonas vaginalis G3, 213 nucleotides. RefSeq names its product kinase C-related family. The record is from RefSeq and is a predicted model, not a curated record. The transcript has a single exon. The coding region runs from base 1 to 213 and encodes 70 amino acids. Lineage: Eukaryota; Parabasalia; Trichomonadida; Trichomonadidae.
AUGUUGAAAAGAAAUAAAGCAAAUGUUGUAAAUAAUACUGAAGUAGCUGAAGUUAAACAAACUCCAACACCUUCACAAGCAAAACCUUCAAUGACUCCUGAACCUAUGGAAGUACAAACUCCUGUUCAAAAGUCAACUCCUAAACCGACUCCAACAUUUAAACCAGAACCUACUCCUCAAAUAAAUCGUAAAACUCCUGCGUUUCCUUACUGA